Molecule: messenger RNA, 2286 nt
Organism: Erinaceus europaeus (western European hedgehog)
Lineage: Eukaryota; Metazoa; Chordata; Mammalia; Eulipotyphla; Erinaceidae
Product: cytochrome P450 2S1
Exons: 9
Coding region: 83-1567 (494 amino acids)
Biological process (GO): xenobiotic metabolic process
Cellular component (GO): intracellular membrane-bounded organelle; cytoplasm
Molecular function (GO): heme binding; iron ion binding; oxidoreductase activity, acting on paired donors, with incorporation or reduction of molecular oxygen, reduced flavin or flavoprotein as one donor, and incorporation of one atom of oxygen
Source: RefSeq, a predicted model, not a curated record
CCGCCCCAGAUUGGCUCUCCCCCCCCCUACCCGCGCCGCGGGGAUCCUCAGGGCUCCAGACUCUCCCAGGAGACUCACCGCAAUGGAGGCGCCCUGUACCUGCGCGCUGCUGCUGGCGCUGCUGCUUCUGCUGCUAGCGCUACUGCUGCCCCGGAUUCGGACCCCAGGCCGCCUACCCCCGGGGCCCGCGCCGCUGCCCCUGCUAGGGAACCUCCUGCAGCUCUGGCCCGGGGCGUUGUACUCCGGGCUCCUGAGGCUGAGUAGGCGGUACGGCCCAGUAUUCACUGUGCACCUGGGCCCCUGGCGCCACGUGGUGGUGCUCGUGGGCCACGACGCCGUGCGUGAGGCCCUGGGUGAACAGGCAGAGGAGUUCAGUGGACGUGGGGUUCUGGCCACGCUGGAUGGGACCUUUGACGGCCACGGGGUUUUUUUCUCCAACGGGGAGCGCUGGCGGCAGCUGAGGAAGUUCACCAUGCUGGCUCUGCGGGACCUGGGCAUGGGGAAGAGAGAAGGAGAGGAGCUGAUCCGGGUGGAGACCCAGAGUCUAGUGGAGGCAUUCCAGGGCACAGGAGGACAACCCUUCAACCCCUCCCUGCUGCUCGCCCAAGCCACCUCCAACAUUGUCUGCUCCCUCACCUUUGGCAUCCGCUUCCCCUACGAGGAUGAGGAGUUCCAGGCCGUGGUGCAGGCAGCCAGUGGUGUCCUGCUGGGGGUCAGCUCCCCAUGGGGCCAGGCCCAGGAGAUGUUCCCCCAGCUCCUGCAGGCCCUGCCCGGCAGUCAGACACAGCUCCUGGGCCACGUGGGUAUCCUGGCUGCCUUCGCCGCCAGGCAGGUGCAGCAGCACCGGGGGAGCCUGGACACCUCGGGCCCUGCACGUGAUGUCGUGGACUCCUUCCUGCUGAAGAUGAAGCAGGAGGAGCAUGGCUCCAGCACUGAGUUCACCGACAAGAACUUGCUGAUGACAGUCAUCUACCUGCUGUUCGCCGGGACGGUCACAGUCAGUGCUACCGUCCAAUACACACUCCUGCUUCUGCUAAAAUACCCUCACAUCCAAGAGCGCAUGAGGGAAGAGCUGACCCGGGAGCUGGGGGCCGGCCGGGCACCAGGCCUGGGGGACCGAGCCCGCCUCCCGUACACGGACGCGGUUCUGCAUGAAGCACAGCGGCUGCUGGCACUGGUACCCAUGGGGGUGCCCCGCGCCCUCACCAAGACCACCUGCUUCCGAGGGUACACCCUGCCCCAGGGCACUGAGGUCUUUCCUCUCCUGGGCUCUGUUCUGCAUGACCCUGAGGUCUUCGAGCGGCCAGAGGAGUUCAAUCCUGACCAUUUCCUGGACACAGAUGGACAGUUCAAGAAGCAGGAGGCCUUUCUGCCCUUCUCUCUAGGAAAGCGUGUCUGCCUUGGAGAGGGCCUAGCACGAGCAGAGCUCUUCCUGCUGGUCACCGCCAUCCUGCAGGGCUGCCACCUGGACAGCCCAUGCCCACCCGGUGCCCUGCACCUUCAGCCGGCCAUCAGUGGCCUCUUCAACAUCCCCCCAGCCUUCCAGCUGCAAGUCCAGCCCCGUUGAGUUCCCCCACCCACCCGGCCUUGCAUACAGGAGGAAGGAGGGAACCCCAAAGAGACAGUGGCCUUGACAGUGGACAUGACUGAGCUUCCAGAACCACAGGUCUACACUUCUGGAAGCCAUGUGCACGCACCUGAAGCUGCCUUCUGGGGUCAGUCAUAAGGACGCUAGGUGUCCCCAAGGUCCUUCGUGACUGUCAGUUUGAAACCACACAUUCAUGCACGAGGACCAGGGUCGUGAGAGCCCUCAGUCACAAAGGAUCCAGAAUCAAGACCCAGCAUCCAGAUUACCACCACCACUCCCCCAAUUCAUACACCACCCAGCUCCCCAGGAACCCACGAAAACCCACAGGCACCCCAAAACAGUUGUCAUGAGCAUGACCAUGGAAAUCUGGGGCAGAGAACAUAUCCCCUUCUGGGCCACAUGACCAUGCUGAGACCAACCAAUUAUGGGCCCCACCUUGAUUUGGACCAUCAAGUCCCUUGGGUGUCCCCUCCCCCAAAACUGAUUACCUGUUCAUAGGAUCCUCCACAGUCACAAGAUACAGUCCCAAACUCUGCACCUCAAGGAUGCCCUUCUCUUUGCACCUGGAUCCCUAAAUUAAGAACACCCCUGGGUAGGUAAUUGUGCACCUUAGAGAAUGAAGUAAACUUGAACCCUCAAACAAGGAGCCUCCCUCCCCUGCUUCCUUCUUAUUCUGCCAGUUUAAAAUCACCUACUUC